CUUUGUUUCUCAGGCCUCUCCUGUCACUUGAGAAAGUGUCCUGAAGACGAGACGGGCAUGGAAACUGUGGUGCUGACAUCCAGGUCCCAGACACCCGUGACAUUCAAGGAUGUGCUGGUGGACUUCACCAGGGAGGAGUGGAAGCUGCUGGAUGCUGCUCAGCAGAUCAUGUACAAAGAUGUGAUGCUGGAGAACUAUAAGAAUCUGAUUUCCUUGGGACAUCAGCUUCCUAAGCCAGAUGUGAUCCUGCAGUUGGAGAACGAGGAGGAGCCCUGGCUGAUGGAGAAAGGAAUUUACCAUGGGACACAUCCAGAUUCAGACACGACAGCUGAAAUUAAAUCAUCAGUUUCCAGAAAGAGCAUUUCUAAAGACAAACAAUCCUUUGACAUUAAAAUGGAAGGGGUCUCAAGGAAUGAUCUUUGGUAUUUGUCACUAGAAGAUGUCUGGAAAUGUGACAAGCAGAUGGGCAAAUAUCAUGGUAGCCAAGAAAGACAUAUGAGGCAAGUGGCAUUCACCCAGAAGAAAGUACUUAUUCAAGAGAAAGCCUGUGAAAGUGGUAAAUAUGAAGAAAGCUGUCUUCUCCCUGCUCAGCUAGUACUGAGAGAGUAUUUCCAUAGACGUAGCUCACAUGCUAAAAGUUUAAAGCAUGAUUUACUGUUUAAUGGGCACCAGGAAAACUGUGCAGGUAGCAGUAAUGAAUGUGGCCAAACUUUCUAUCAAAACAUUCAUCUUAUUCAAUUUGCACGAACUCACAUUGGAGAUAAAUCCUACCAGUGCUCUGAUAAUGACAUCUCUCUUGCUUCUGUUGCAUGCCUUGAUGCGUCAAAGGGUAUGCACAGAGAGAAACCCUAUGAAUGUAAGGAGUGUGGAAAAUUCUUCAGCUGGCGCUCUAAUCUUACCAGGCACCAACUUAUUCACACUGGAGAAAAGCCCUAUGAAUGUAAAGAAUGUGGAAAGUCUUUUAGCCGAAGUUCCCAUCUAAUUGGACAUCAAAAGACUCACACUGGUGAGGAGCCAUAUGAAUGCAAAGAGUGUGGGAAGUCCUUCAGCUGGUUUUCGCAUCUUGUUACCCACCAAAGAACUCACACAGGUGACAAACUUUACACAUGCAAUCAAUGUGGGAAAGCGUUUGUACAUAGCUCCCGGCUUAUCCGGCAUCAGAGGACUCACACUGGAGAGAAACCUUAUGAGUGUCCUGAGUGUGGGAAGUCAUUCCGACAGAGCACACAUCUCAUUCUGCAUCAGAGAACACAUGUCAGGGUGAAGCCCUAUGAAUGUAAUGAAUGUGGGAAGUCUUACAGUCAGAGGUCUCACCUUGUUGUGCACCACAGAAUUCACACUGGACUGAAGCCUUUUGAAUGUAAAGAUUGUGGAAAGUGUUUUAGUCGAAGUUCUCAUCUUUUCUCACAUCAGAGAACCCACACUGGAGAGAAACCAUAUGAAUGUCAUGAUUGUGGGAAAUCCUUCAGCCAAAGUUCUGCCCUCAUUGUACAUCAAAGAAUUCAUACUGGAGAGAAGCCCUAUGGCUGUUGUCAGUGUGGCAAAGCCUUCAUUCGGAAGAAUGAUCUCAUUAAACACCAGAGAAUUCAUAUUGGAGAGGAGGCCUAUAAGUGUAAUCAGUGUGACAUUAUCUUUAGCCAGCACUCUCCAUUUGUUGUCCAUCAGAUAGCACAUACUGGGGAGCAGUUCCUCAUGUGUAAUCAGUGUGGUACAGCACUAGUUAGUAGCCGCUCUCUUAUUGGAUACCAGACAAAUCACCUGAGAAAGGCCGCUUACUAGUGCAAGGAAUACAGAACAUGCUUCUCUAAGAACUGUAAUUUUACAUUGGAGAACUUCUCAUGGAGAGAAGUUGUGCAGAUGGAAUAUGUGUGGAAAUGCUUUCAGUCUUGUUACUACCCUAUUGCAUUCUAUCAAAUUCAUCCAGGGGGGCACACAUUUCAUUCCAGGACAUAAAUAUAUUAGACUUUCCACAAACUCCCACUAAAGUUCUUGGCCUGGGUACAUGCUUGACUAAGGCUUAAAUGCUAGUUUCUGAGAAGAAAGUGUUAAGUAGGUGAAUUGUUGAGUGAUAAUACAUCUUUAUUAUUCAGAGAGCUAAGUGGAUAUGGCAGGGUAGUCAAAUAUAUUGUUGAGAAUAAAAUAUAGUUACUGUAGCAAUAGAUAGUAAAAUUCCAGUGAAUUAAUGUGCCACUGUGUACUUGAUUGUGCUUGUCUUCUAGAUACUUAGAGUUCAGGGAUUUUGUUUAUUUGUUUGUUUCUUAUAUGAAUUACAUUCUGGAUAAUAGGGUAAUCUCUAUAAAACCAUUCAUACAUCCACACUACUAGUAAUAUUCAUUUUAAAAAUAUAUUUGCAUGUGGGCAAGAAUUGAGGAAAUAGUAUAUAUAUAUAUAAAUGAGUCAAACCGAUUUGUUAGAUAAUGGGACUAUGAAUGAGUAUUCCAGCAUAUUCGGUAUUGAUGAACUAGUUAAGGCAUUCAAAAACACUCAAGAAGGAUAUCUAGUUUCUUUUUCUUCAAAGACGCUUAACCACCUGCUACAAACUUUCCUAUUGUGAGCUGUUUGGUGUCAUAGAAUUCUACUUUAGAGAGAUGAGGAUAAAGGCUCCUGAGAAUUUGAAAGUAGUACUUCUCUGUAAGUGGAGAAUGAGGGGAGGUUGAACAUGUGGACACAUGGUUGGAUAGGGGUCUGUUUGAGAUCAGGAACCUAUGCAGUAUUUGCAGCAGAUGUGCUCAUGUGUUAAGCAAAACAUUGCUCAAGAACAGUGCU
Messenger RNA from Octodon degus (degu), 2766 nucleotides. It is a transcript of the gene Znf10, whose product is annotated as zinc finger protein 10. The record is from RefSeq and is a predicted model, not a curated record. The transcript is spliced from 4 exons. Bases 58 to 1779 code for a protein of 573 amino acids. Gene Ontology annotation, biological process: regulation of DNA-templated transcription. Lineage: Eukaryota; Metazoa; Chordata; Mammalia; Rodentia; Octodontidae.